Molecule: messenger RNA, 1533 nt
Organism: Closterium sp. NIES-65
Lineage: Eukaryota; Viridiplantae; Streptophyta; Zygnematophyceae; Desmidiales; Closteriaceae
Source: the annotation of a GenBank genome assembly
AUGUUCCAACCCCAUGUUGCAGCCCAUGUUUCUCGCCCUUCCUCUCAACGUGUUGCAUCUUCUUCUGCCACUCGCGCUACAGCCGUAACUACUCCUUGCACCACGACUCGAGCUGCUUCCCGUGCUGCCACCCGGUCCGCUUUGGCGCCUCACACUACUAACAUCACUGCCAACCGCAUCACGAGGAGCACGACCACCCACACCACCGGCGUCACUAGCAUCCGCACCAUCAGCACUACAGAUGUCCGCACUAACAGAACCACUGCCGCUCGCAUUACCGACACAACUGCCGCCCGUAUUAUCGGCACAACUGCCGCCCGCAUUACCGGCACAACUGCCGCCCGCAUUACCAGCACAACUGCCGCCCGCAUUACCGGCACAACUGCCGCCCGCAUUACCGGCACAACUGCCGCCCGCAUUACCGGCACAACUGCCGCCCGCACCACCCGCUCCAUUUCCGCCGGCACUACCAGCACCGCUGCCACCCGCACCAAUGGCUCCUCUGCUCCCCGCGCCACUGGUACUUCUGCCACCCACACCAACAGCACCACCGCCGUCCGCGUCGCCGACACCAUUGCCGCCCGCACCACCAGCAGCACUGCAAGCCGCACUGACAGCUUCACUGGCACUGGCAGCACAGUGACUUGUUACGGAGUGGCAGCUGCCUCUGGUGCCACACGGUCCGGCUGGAGCAGUCCGUUUUCAGCUGCGGAUUCGCGCGCCAACGCGUGUAUUGUUGGAGCUAUCCCCUCCCAUGUUGCAGCCCAUGUUUCUCGCCCUUCCUCUCAACGUGUUGCAUCUUCCUCUGCCACUCGCGCUACAGCCGUAACUACUCCUUGCACCACGACUCGAGCUGCUUCCCGUGCUGCCACCCGGUCCGCUUUGGCGCCUCACACUACUAACAUCAUUGCCAACCGCAUCACGAGGAGCACGACCACCCACACCACCGGCGUCACUAGCAUCCGCACCAUCAGCACUACAGAUGUCCGCACUAACAGAACCACUGCCGCUCGCAUUACCGACACAACUGCCGCCCGUAUUAUCGGCACAACUGCCGCCCGCAUUACCGGCACAACUGCCGCCCGCAUUACCAGCACAACUGCCGCCCGCAUUACCGGCACAACUGCCGCCCGCAUUACCGGCACAACUGCCGCCCGCAUUACCGGCACAACUGCCGCCCGCACCACCCGCUCCAUUUCCGCCGGCACUACCAGCACCGCUGCCACCCGCACCAAUGGCUCAUCUGCUCCCCGCGCCACUGGUACUUCUGCCACCCACACCAACAGCACCACCGCCGUCCGCGUCGCCGACACCAUUGCCGCCCGCACCACCAGCAGCACUGCAAGCCGCACUGACAGCUUCACUGGCACUGGCAGCACAGUGACUUGUUACGGAGUGGCAGCUGCCUCUGGUGCCACACGGUCCGGCUGGAGCAGUCCGUUUUCAGCUGCGGAUUCGCGUGCCAACGCGUGUAUUGUUGGAGCUGAGAACACGCAUGCUGAGUCAACCUCCUCCUCACACCAGGGGCAGUGA